AUGGCGACGCUUAGAAUAUCAGCGCUGACUCUCUCUCGCAAGGCGACGAGCGUUGCUCGGGCCCAACUAUGCUUCCGGGCAUUCCAGAAAACAUGCGGGCGACCAAGUCUGUCUCCAGCUCGCGCUAGAUAUUAUUCUAUCGAGUACACCACAAUCCAGAAACCAGCUCGUGCUCCAAAGAUUGACCGAGCGGCUUCGAAACUUUUCAAAAAUGCGGACGAGGCGGUGGCUGACAUCAAGAGCGGGUCGACAAUCCUCAGUUCCGGCUUUGGCCUUUGUGGAGUUGCAGACACGAUCAUAACGGCAAUUGCUCGUCGAGGGGCCGAAAGCGUCCACUCAAUCACAGCAGUCUCGAACAAUGCCGGCGCGCCGGGCAAAGGCGGGCUCUCUACACUGACACAGUCCGGCCAGGUUGACCGACUCAUCAUAUCGUAUCUUGGGAAUAAUAAAGCGCUGGAGCAGAAAUACCUCACUGGAAACAUUGCUAUUGAACUGUGCCCUCAAGGAACCUUGGCAGAGCGCCUGCGUGCAGGAGGAGCUGGGAUUCCAGCUUUCUAUACUGCUACCGGAGCCCACACCUUCCUUCAAGAUGGUAAGAUUCCUGUGCGUCUUGAUGCAUCAGGCAAUGUAUUGGAGCAUGGCAAACCCCGAGAAACAAGAAUUUUCAAUAAAAAGAAUUAUCUGAUGGAGACUGCACUUACGGGCGAUGUUGCUAUCCUCCGAGCCUGGAAGGCAGACGAGGCUGGAAACUGCGUUUUCCGCUACACCACCAAGGCAUUCGGACCUAUCAUGGCCAAGGCGGCGAUUCUCACGAUUGUCGAGGCGGAAAACAUCGUUCCUGUCGGUUCAAUCGACCCCAAUGAUGUUGAUUUGCCUGGCAUCUUCGUGAACAGGAUUGUCCCUUCGACGAGCGAGAAGCAAAUCGAGAUCAAGAAGCUUCGACAACCGAAAGAAGUUGACUCUACGGCAUCAAGUAAAUCUUCAGCCAUUAUUCAAAGGAACCGAAUUGCGAAGCGAGCAGCGAAGGAGCUCAAGCAAGGGUACUAUGUGAACCUGGGAGUUGGAAUUCCUACUCUAGCACCCUCCAUGUUGCCUGAGGGUGUCAAGGUUUGGAUUCAGUCAGAGAAUGGAAUCCUCGGCAUGGGGCCGUACCCUACCGAAGAUGAAGUCGAUGCUGACAUCAUCAACGCCGGCAAGGAGACCGUUACCCUGGUGCCUGGCGCCGCGACCUUCGACAGCACCGAGUCUUUUGGGAUGAUUCGGGGCGGCCACGUCGACGUUUCAGUUCUAGGAGCUCUUCAAGUGAGCGCGAAUGGCGAUCUCGCCAACUAUAUGAUACCGGGAAAGGUCUUCAAGGGCAUGGGCGGAGCCAUGGAUCUAAUUUCUAACCCCGAUCAAACCAAGAUUGUCGUCGCGACUAGCCACACCGCGAAAGACGGCUCGUCCAAGAUUGUUGCUAAAUGCGCUCUCCCGCUGACAGGAGCUAACUGUGUUAGCACGAUUAUCACGGAACUGUGUGUGUUCCAAGUCGAUCGAGAGAAAGGCGAGCUCACCCUGACUGAGCUCGCGCCUGGGGUAGAUGUUGAUGAAGUUAGGGAGAAGACGGAUGCUCUUUUCCAUGUUGCGGAUGAACUAGAGAUUAUGGAGUAG
This is a messenger RNA of Aspergillus mulundensis, 1650 nucleotides long. Its product is annotated as 3-oxoacid CoA-transferase. Gene Ontology annotation, molecular function: succinyl-CoA:3-oxo-acid CoA-transferase activity. The transcript is spliced from 9 exons. The coding region runs from base 1 to 1650 and encodes 549 amino acids. NCBI's taxonomy places the organism in Eukaryota, Fungi, Ascomycota, Eurotiomycetes, Eurotiales, Aspergillaceae. Gene Ontology annotation, biological process: ketone body catabolic process. The record is from RefSeq and is a predicted model, not a curated record.